Funneliformis mosseae is the source of this 2052-nucleotide messenger RNA. Lineage: Eukaryota; Fungi; Glomeromycota; Glomeromycetes; Glomerales; Glomeraceae. The record is from the annotation of a GenBank genome assembly.
AUGUCUUCUGAAUUGCAAAAUCAUAUUGAAAUUUCAGAACCUGACCUUUCCUCUCAAAUUUAUAAAGCAACUUAUUCAGGGGUUCCAGUUUGGGAGUUUCGUGUUCGAAAUGUAGCCGUCAUGCGACGUAAAACAGAUUCUUGGCUCAACGCUACUCAAAUUUUGAAAGUCGCAGAGUUCGAUAAACCCCAUCGAACUAGGAUUUUGGAACGUGAAGUUCAGAAAGGGGAACACGAGAAAGUUCAGGGUGGAUAUGGAAAAUAUCAAGGUACCUGGGUUCCAUACGAAACAGGUGUCGAUUUAGCAGAACGGUAUCAUGUCAAAGAACUUUUACAACCAAUUAUUAAUUUUCAACCGACUUCGCAAAGUCCUCCCCUUGCGCCCAAACACGUAACGGCCGCGUCUAACAAACCGCGCAAACCACGUGAACCAAAAGAGCCUAAACCCAUUAAACCUAGGAUUCCUAAGAAAUUAAAGAAAGCUGAACAAAUAGAAGAUGCUAUGGAAAUUGAUUCUGAUCAUGAGACAAAUGAAAUAGUCAGUGUUGCUUCUACUACCAACGUGACCGUUUCUCCAAUAUCCUCUUUAACAACUACUCCUGCUCCAAUCGAUUCUUCAAAUGAUUUAACAGAGUCAGAUGACACUAUUCCUGUUCAGAAAACAAAGCGAAAGCGUAAACAGCCUGAACCUGCCACCGCGCCGGCUAGUACUAUUACUUCCAGUCGUCCAACUAAAAUUGUCAAGAAUUCCGCGUCUGCACAAUUCCAACAAUAUGGAAUGCUUUUGUUGGCGUAUUUUACAUCGAAUGGAACUUCGAUUCCAGAUUUUGUUAUUAAUCCACCUACAGAUUUUGACCCAAACGUCGUAAUCGAUCAACAAGGGCAUACUGCACUUCACUGGGCUGCUGCUAUGGCAAACAUUGAAAUGACUUCUCUUUUAAGCAAAGCUGGUUCAGAUCUCGAUCGUGGUAACAUUCACGGAGAAACUGCUCUGAUGAGAAGCGUCAUGUUCUCAUACAACUAUGAUAACAGAAGUUUCAAUGAUAUGGUACAAAUCUUGCAUACGACAAUACCCAAUUUAGACAUAAGUGAUCAGACUGUGUUGCAUCACGUUGCAGUGUUUGCUUCUUCAAAAGGUUGCAUCGGUCCUUCUAGAUAUUAUAUGGAGAUUUUGCUUUCGAAUUUAGCUCUACAUCCUAAUGAAGAAUAUCGUAAAGCCAUCAUUAACAAGCAAAAUCAUGAAGGCGAUACCGCCCUCAAUAUUUCUGCAAGAUAUGCUAAUAAGAAACUGGUUCGAUUACUAAUGGAUGCUGGAGCGGAUCCUCAAAUUAGGAACGCGCUAGGAAAAAAUGCCGAAGACUAUAUAUUAGAGUUGGAUCAUGAAGCAAAAGUUCGAGCGGCUUCUGAACAUCAAACUCAUUUACAAAACGUCCAGACAAUAAACAACCUCGAAAAUCAAGAAAUAACCGCUGUUGAAAGUUCAUCGUCAAUAGAAGUUUCGGGAACAUCACCAACCGUUACAUCAUCAACAGGUGUUCAAGCUUCGCAAAACUUUCUGCCAAAUAUCACAUCAAUUUUGCAGGAAUUUGAAAAUUCAUAUCAGUCACAAAUACAAGAGAAAGAUCAAGAAUUAUCUACUUCUCGUACCCAGUUAGAAACGGUCAUUAACGAGCUAAAUACGACUAAAUUUAAUAUUGACGCGUUGCGAGACAAGAUUCGCGUACUCCCCGCACGAAAAGAACGAAUCAAUGAAUUGGUUGGCUUGGUGAGGGAUAUAGUCGAAAAGCGAAGGCAAUGUCGACUUGACGCUACCAUCUCUCAAGAGAUGAAGAAUGUCGCACCGCUUCAAGGUGGCAAUGCUGACAAGUUGGCGGAGCUAAAGCAGCAAUUAGAGGAUCUUAAAGCUAGUAGACGGCAGCUGAUGAGAGAGCUUAUCAAGACCAAGACGACAGCGCCCGAUCAGAUUAUGACUCCAUACAAGCGAGUAAUUGGCUUGUUUAGCGGGGAAGCUGGAACCACAUCUGUUUCUCCUCAGAUGGAGAUGUCCAUCUGA